AUGAAGCUCUCUCCUAUGUUUGGGGGAGCCAGUGUUGCAGUCAGGGCAGCUCAGCCGAAGUCAAGACUCUGGAAAUCGGCCCAAAUCUGGAAUCGGCCCUCCGACAUCUGCGAAAGCCAUUCGAAGCUCGUACCAUUUGGUGUGACGCCAUAUGCAUCAACCAGAACGAUGCCGAAGAGCGUGGAGUCCAGGUUCGGGGGAUGGGGGAUAUCUACAGCCACGCCAAAAGAGUUGUUGUUUGGCUUGGGCAAGAAACGGACAAUUUAUACAGAGGGGUGCAGUUAA
This is a messenger RNA of Colletotrichum gloeosporioides, 285 nucleotides long. RefSeq lists its product as uncharacterized. The record is from RefSeq and is a predicted model, not a curated record. NCBI's taxonomy places the organism in Eukaryota, Fungi, Ascomycota, Sordariomycetes, Glomerellales, Glomerellaceae. The transcript is spliced from 2 exons. Bases 1 to 285 code for a protein of 94 amino acids.